Diutina rugosa is the source of this 5352-nucleotide messenger RNA. It is a transcript of the gene SEC7, whose product is annotated as Arf family guanine nucleotide exchange factor. The transcript has a single exon. Gene Ontology annotation, biological process: regulation of ARF protein signal transduction. NCBI's taxonomy places the organism in Eukaryota, Fungi, Ascomycota, Pichiomycetes, Serinales, Debaryomycetaceae. The record is from RefSeq and is a predicted model, not a curated record. The coding region runs from base 1 to 5352 and encodes 1783 amino acids. Gene Ontology annotation, molecular function: guanyl-nucleotide exchange factor activity.
AUGUCUCAAUUAGGUGAGGCUCCCACACCUGAUCUUCUGGAGACUGUUGUUGAAGCCAGUUCCUCGGCUUCUAUGAACGGUUCCCAAACCUCCACUGCCGAUACGUUCGACCACCUGAAUACCCGGGAAGAGGACACGAACGUCGAGACAUGUCUUGAGGAGGAAGUUGAAGCUUCUGACAAAACAGUCAACAUUGAGUCUGAUAAAGUCAAAAUUGAUGAUAAUGCUGAAGAAAAGCCCAGCAUUGCCAAGUCGUCUUCGAAUUUGUCGAAGAACAGCAGUGUUGAGCUUGAAGCUGAUCUGCAAAAAGACAACGCUAGCGACAUUGAUACUGAGGGUAACGCCAAACAUGACAAUCCAAUAGUGACCAAGAUUGGAGAUUCUCCGAAUAAUAGCUACGAUCAAGCCUCUUCAGAGCCUCCAACUCCCACUGCUAAUGGAUACAACAACGCAGACCAUCUGGAACAUCACCAAUUUGCGAAUUCUUCGUCGCCUUCCAGAUCGCAGCAAGAAAGUUCAGCGCAAUCUCAUGGAACGUCAACUCGUUUGCGUCAUUCUCACGUUUCACUGGAAACGAGUGCAUUUUUCGAGCUGAUUUUACUGCUGAAGGAGGUGAAAAAGAAUGAGGUUUGGAAAAAUACAAUUCAACAUGCACUUGACAAUCCUUCCGAUAUCGAAGCUAUCUUUGCAGCCUUAAAAGAGACAUGUAAAUUGACUACUCAUGCGUCCACAAAAUCAAAGGCUAUCGAUGGCUUUGUUAAGCUUUUUGAGAUUCAGGAAUUAUCCGAAUCUGCCAUGACGCUGCUUAGUGAGCGGGCUGUUGAUGUGAUAUCCGCAUGCUUUGAGGGCGAGGCAACAGAUUCAAAGGUGGAACUUCAAGUCAUACGGGCGUUGAUGAACUGUAUACUAGGCACGCCAUGCCAUGGUGCCACUCUACUAAAGGCUGUUCGCCAAAUUUAUAACGUCUUUGUGUUUUCAUUGUCCCCCGCCAACCAAGCGGUAGCGCAAGGGCUGUUGACCCAGAUAAUCAAUGCAAUUUAUCAGCGCAUCGACUUGAAUUCUUUAAACUCGCUGGUGCUGGAGUCUCGCCUUGAUCUUGAGUAUACCGACAGUGGCCAAGUUACGCUCGAGAAAAUGGAGCAAUUAAAUUUACUGCGCGAUGAUGAUGAUGUUGAUGGUACGGGUGACGUUGCAAUCAAGGACGCUUACUUAAUUUUCCGAGCCAUGUGUAAGAUUUCGGUCAAGCUGAUUGAAGGUGAUUCCAUUGAUAUGAGGCUGCACUCAGUAAGAUCUAAGCUAUUACUGUUGCACAUUAUUCACACCAUCAUCAAAGAACACAUUGACGUUUUUCUUUCACCGAAGGUUGUCAUCAAUGAGACGCUGACUCGUCUCACAACUCUUGUCAAGCCGUAUAUCUGUUUGCUGCUUUCCAAGAAUGCAGGACUGCCAUUAGCACCAGUUUACGAGCUGUCGCUUGAGAUAUUUUGGCUCAUCAUGUCGAAUAUGAGGUCUUACUUUAAACAGGAAAUCCCGGUUUUCUGGGAGGAGAUCUAUUUUCCAGUAGCGGAAAUGAAGACCAGUACGCCUCAUCAGAAGCAGUACCUCCUUCUGGUGAUUGAACGUAUUUGCAAUGACCUGCGAUGCAUUAUUGAAUUUUACCUUAACUAUGAUUGCGAAAAGGGAAUGCCGAAUAUCUGUGAAAAGAUCGUCGCCUAUUUGUCCAAGUUAGCUAAUACUAUUGUUGAUGUUACGCCACUCCAGCGUCAAGCCUUCUCCGAAUCUAAGCGUAAUGGAAUUGUUCUGUACGACAUGAGUCGCAAUUUGACACUGUCAGCGAUGCUGUCCAAGCCUCCUCAACGUGAAGUUUAUGAUCUUUUCCCCUUAGAAUAUGCCCUCAAAAUGAAUGGAAUUGCUUGUGUGGUUGGGUUUUUGCGAUCCAUUCACACAUGGGCCCACAAAGGCAUAAACAAGGUCUCUAUACGUCGUGAUCGACUGGCCACAAUUGAUCUGUCAGCACUGUCUCUGGGUACGACGCGAAACAAUUCUGUGAUGGCACUCUCCGACCCCGAUGACCCUUCCCACUUCGAGCUGUUGAAACAGCACAAAAAGUUAUUUAAUGAAGGGAUUCGUCAGUUCAACGCAAAAGGUAAGAAAGGUAUCAAAUUUUUCAUUCAGCAUGGCUUCAUCGAUGAUUCACAACCAAAAACUAUUGCCAGGUUUUUAUUAAGUACAGAAGAACUCGAUAAGGCGGAAAUUGGUGAGUAUCUCGGUGAAGGGGACGAAGAAAAUAUAGCAAUCAUGCAUGCGUUUGUGGAUGAGAUGGAUUUCACGAAUAUGCAAUUUGUUGAUGCAUUGCGACAAUUUCUUCAGCUGUUCCGCUUGCCAGGUGAGGCACAAAAGAUUGACCGGUUCAUGUUAAAAUUUGCGGAACGGUAUGUUGUUGGAAAUCCUGAAAUAUUUGCUAAUGCAGAUACCGCAUACGUCUUAGCUUACUCCGUGAUUAUGCUCAACACAGACUUGCACUCACCUCAAAUCAAACUGCGGAUGACUGUCGAGCUGUUCAUUGCGAACAAUGUUGGUAUUGAUGAUGGUCAAAACUUGGAUCCCGAGUUUUUGUCUAAUAUCUAUGAGAUUAUCCGAACCAACGAAAUCAAGCUUCAACUGGAACAACAUGCAGCUUUAUUGGCAGGAGAACUCAAAUUGCCACUGUCACUGUCGCUGGGACUAUUUUUUGGCUCAAGGGACGUCAACAAAGAAGCUUACUUCCAUGCUUAUCGAGAAAUGGCCAACAAAACAGAACAAAUGUUCAAAAAUAUCAAAAGUGAGGGCGAGUUUCAUACUGCCACUCAUGUAUACCAUGUUAAACUGAUUUUUGAUACCGUUUGGAUGAUAAUUUUGCCUGUACUCACGCUGCCACUCAAUACUUACGAUGACUAUGAUAUAUGUCGGACGUGUCUCGAAGGCAUAAAGCUUUCGAUAAAAAUAGCUUGCAUGUUUGACAUUGAUACUGCUCGUGAUGCCUUUUUGAAUGCGUUGAUUUCAGUGCAAAAGUUGUACAACUACGAUGAGAUGAGAAGCAAAUCUGUCGAAGCAAUCCUUGUCAUGCUUGAAGUUGCAGGUAGUGAUGGCAGUGGAUUUCAUUCGCUGUGGAAAACAGUUUUAACUGCAAUCUCUCAAAUUGAGCGUUUGCAACUUAUUGCUCAAGGUGUUGAUCAACAAUUGAUUCCCGAUGUCCUGGCGCUGCGAAUUUCACGUUCACUGUUGGAUUCAGUGGCGUCCCUGGGGUUUUUCUCAAGUUAUACGCCGAGUCAACAAGCUGCAAACAAGUUUCAUAAUCAGCAAUUGAGGCCUGAUGUUGCUGAGUUACUUUCGAAAACUACUAUCCUGACUGCCAUUGAUAGAGUCUUCACCAAUUCGUCAGAGCUUUCGGGUGAAGGUAUUGUGGAAUUCGUAAGAGCCUUGUCGGAGGUGUCGGCUGAGGAGAUAGAACUGAGUGGUCAACUGAACAACCCUCGUACCUUUUCUCUACAAAAGAUUGUGGAUGUAUGCUACUAUAACAUGCUGCGUAUCCGUUUAGAGUGGUCGCAGUUGUGGCAUGUAAUGGGUGAAAUCUUCAACGUAUGCGGCUGUCACUCCAACCCAGCAAUAUCGUUUUUUGCAUUGGAUUCCCUUCGACAGCUUUCGGUGCGAUUUUUUGACAUUGAAGAAUUAGCGAAUUUCAAGUUUCAGAGAGAGUUUUUGAAGCCUUUUGAGUAUGUGAUUUCUCAUAAUCGCUCGGUUGAUGUCAAAGAUAUGGUUUUAGAAUGUAUCAAUGUCAUGGUGCUUGCUAAAGCCUCCCGCAUCAAAUCUGGUUGGAAAACGAUUUUCGGAGUGUUGACUGCUGCAGCUAAGGAGAAGCAUGAACAUAUAGUGAUGCGCGCUUACAAGAUGGCAUUGGCAAUCAAUCAUGACUUUGCUGAGGAAGUACAAAGAGACUCGUUCGUUGAUCUUGUCGGUUGCUUUACUGAGCUUGCAAGAAACGAGCGCUUCCAAAGAAUAUCCUUGUUAGCUUUGGAUGUGCUAAUCAAAUUGAUUCAGGAUUUGUCAUCUGGUUUUGAGAAGCAUGACCCUUCUACCCGCAAGGAGUUGCUUAAUAGACUUUGGCUUCCUGUUUUUUCGGGGCUUCAUAGUAUAAUAAUGGGUGGUGACGAGCUAGAGGUAAGGCUGCGAGCUCUUGCAAAUUUGUUUGAUACGUUAAAGGAAUAUGGUACAAACUUCGACAGCGAAUUUUGGGACCAGAUAAUGGAAAAAGUGUUGUUACCAAUUUUCUCCAUUGUUAACGGUAAUCUUUGGAGCCUUGGUAUAGACGAUGACUCAACUGAUGACAAAGUAUCCGUAUGGUUGCUGACAACCUUCAUUCAGGCGUUAAAUCUGUUGAUAGCGUUGGUGACUCUAUACUUCGAUGCAAUGAGACCUCAUUUGAGAAAGAUAUUGCGAUUACUUGUCCUGUGUGUAUGUCAGGAAAAUGACACUAUUGCGAAGAUCGGAAGAGAAUGUUUUCAUCUGUUAUUAAUUAAUAAUGCCCACGACUUUAACGAGUCUGAGUGGGAAGAAGUUAUGGAUGUGACUCAGCAACUCUUUGAGUACACUACCGCAACUGAGUUGUUCACUUUGGACCCUCUUAAAAGAAAAGCAGCCACUGCUGACGAAGAUGUUGGUGAGGCUUUUCACUCCCAAGUGGAGCUUUCCCUGAAACCUGUGGCUCCCAAAGAAAAACUGUUGAUAGUUGUCAAGUCUGUGUUGCAGUUAUAUAUGCUUCAAAGUCUUUCGGAAUUAUUUGAAAAUGAUGCCUUUUACGAAGCGAUUCCCUACACAUUCCUUGUGAAGUUAGCGAGCUUACUCAAGAAGCUGUACGAGUUUGCUCAUACAUUCAAUGAUGACUACGAUUUGAGAGUUAGAUUGUGGAACGGUGGUGUUAUCGAGAGGUUGCCUAACUUAUUAAAGCAAGAGCUGAGCUCUCUGGCUGUUUUCAUUAACAUCAUGUUUCGAAUGUAUUGCGAUGAUGAAAAAUGUUUGCUAGAACAUAAGGAGGAAAUCUUAAAAGACUUGAUUCCAUUAUGUCAAGAUAUAACCCUAAGGUUCGUGGAGUAUGACGCAAAUUCCCAUCAGCGUUACAUUUCAAUUUGGCAACCUGUCAUAGUUGAAAUUUAUCAAGGCUACAUUGAACUAGAUGAUGAUGAUUUUUUGAAACAUUCACCGAAGAUGUUCAAGAAAACGCUUGAAUUAUUCAAUCGGACUAUUGACGCCGAGCUCCUGCAAGCAGUGAAACAAUUUCUCAAUCGGGUUGGUGAUGAAUUCAUCUCGAAUCAGUGA